Molecule: messenger RNA, 899 nt
Organism: Fomitiporia mediterranea MF3/22
Lineage: Eukaryota; Fungi; Basidiomycota; Agaricomycetes; Hymenochaetales; Hymenochaetaceae
Product: Zn-dependent exopeptidase
Exons: 5
Coding region: 42-662 (206 amino acids)
Molecular function (GO): hydrolase activity, acting on carbon-nitrogen (but not peptide) bonds, in linear amidines
Source: RefSeq, a predicted model, not a curated record
GUGCCCUUAGCAUUAAUGCGGUGCGGAUCAACUCCGACCUUAUGGAGUCUUGUCAGUGGGGAUCGACUCCCGAUGGUGGAAUGAACCGACUGACUCUGAAUGAUGACGAUAAGAAAGUUCGCGAAUGGUUCAUCGACCAAGUAAAGAAAUACGGAUGUUCAGUCAAAGUCGACGCAGUGGGCAAUAUAUUUGCAACUCGUCCAGGGAAGAACAACACCCUCCCACCUAUUGGACUCGGCAGCCACCUCGACACGCAACCAGCAGGUGGGAAAUACGAUGGCAUCGUUGGAGUUCAUUGCGCUCUCGAGGUACUCAAGACGAUUCAUGAAAAUAACAUCGAAACGUAUGCCCCUAUCGCAGUGAUUGACUGGACGAACGAAGAGGGUGCGCGGUUCUCCCCUGCAAUGCUUGGAUCUGGCGUGUGGGCUGGGAAAUUCACACCGGAGUAUGCUUAUGCGAGAACGGACUUGAAUGGGAAGAAGCUUGGAGAUGAACUUGAACGUAUUGGAUUCAAAGGCGAUGUUCCCGCUUCAUACAAAGCGAACAAACUCUCGGCACAUUACGAAGUCCAUAUCGAGCAAGGUCCAAUUCUAGAAGCAGAGAAUAAACCCAUCGGCGUCGUCACGGGUGUUCAAGGUCAGACCCCUUCGUUAACACCAUGAAGCCAAUUAAUAGACGUCUUGCUUAGCAAUGAGCUGGUUCAACAUUGUUCUCCGAGGACGUGAACAACACUGUGGUACAACCCCAAUGAACGCACGUGCGGAUACGCUCCUCACCGCAGCGAAGAUGAUUGUCGGUAUCAACACCAUCGCAGUAAACACACCUGGAGCAGUUGGUUCCGUAGCAGUAAUCAAUUCCACACCUCAAUCCAUCAACACGCUCGCUUCAACGGUCCAAUU